CUCGAAGACGAACGUCAGAGUCCAACCCACAUACGAGCACCAUCAAAUUGCCAUGUCUGGAGCCCAGGGCGCACAGCCCAAGGGAGCUUUCACGGCGACCACGUACAGGUCGGCGGCAGCUCCCGACGGCGCGGAGGAGUGCCAGCAGCAUCAGCCGCCAAGAACAGAGGUACGGUCGAGCAAGGACGAUCAUGGGUUGCCGGUGAAGAUGCUGGAGGAGAAAGUCGAGGACGCCACUGGGAAGGGCGGCCCGGUGUUCGGCGCCGGCACGGAGGACGGCAAGCCCGACCUAGGCGUCACAGGCACGGGCCGAGGCUAACUGCUAAUCUUGUUGUAACAUGGCGUGCUGUGCGCAGCCCAUCUAUGAAUCACAAACUGUGAUGUACUUAUAGUAUGUAAUGUAACUUUGAAGGAGUGGAAUAAUGCCAAGUUUGGUUUCAAAUAAGUCAUCAACUUAUAAGUUGAAAA
This is a messenger RNA of Hordeum vulgare subsp. vulgare (domesticated barley), 468 nucleotides long. RefSeq lists its product as uncharacterized. The coding region runs from base 53 to 319 and encodes 88 amino acids. Lineage: Eukaryota; Viridiplantae; Streptophyta; Magnoliopsida; Poales; Poaceae. The transcript has a single exon. The record is from RefSeq and is a predicted model, not a curated record.